Molecule: messenger RNA, 5704 nt
Organism: Hyla sarda
Lineage: Eukaryota; Metazoa; Chordata; Amphibia; Anura; Hylidae
Gene: MYOM1
Product: myomesin 1
Exons: 38
Coding region: 118-4848 (1576 amino acids)
Molecular function (GO): protein binding
Source: RefSeq, a predicted model, not a curated record
UCUCUUCAAUCUUAUUGUUGGAUUCUGGAUUUUCUCCCUUUUUCUUAGAUUCUUCUUCAUAGAUUCUACCUACAUUCUGAGAGAACUCCAGCACCAAGGGUGAACAGAGGUGGCAGGAUGUCUUUGCCCUUCUACCAAAAGCGGCAUCAGCACUAUGACCGUGGUUAUCGCAGCACAGAACUGCAGUCUACCAUGAGCCAGUACCAGCGUGAAGAGAAGAGUCACUCCACCGCACACAGCAGGCAUCAUGGAAUAUCAUCUCAUAAAUCAUUAGAGGAUACAUCAUAUAAGAUGAGUCCUAGGGCAAAACGGUCAAAGCUUUUAGCCACAGAUAAAGAGAAUGAAGAUCUAGACUACGUGGUUCCUGUCUUCAGAGGACGGAAACAAUAUGUUAGUGGGAUCACUGAUACAGAGGAAGAGAGAAUCAGGGAGGCCGCAGGAUAUGUUGCUCGAAGAAAUCUACUUUCCAGUGAAGGAGUUAAAGUGUCCAGAAGCGCUUAUUCAUCAGCAGCACAUUCUGAGAGCUAUCAGAAGAAAUCCAGGAGUGUUUCCAUACGUGAAAAAGCAGAACGUCUAGCUCUCAAAAAGACGAUAGAAGACACUGAAGAAUUUCACAAAAAGAUAAAUGAGGACAUGCUGUUACAUGCUCCUGUCUUCAUCAUCAAGCCUCGUUCACACACUAUUUGGGAGAGACAAAACAUAAAAUUUCACUGCACAGUGAGUGGAUGGCCCGAGCCACGAGUCACCUGGUAUAAAAAUAAUGUUCCUAUCAAUGAUCAACUUCAUUCUGAGAAAUACAAAAUUGAAGGAGAAUACGGACUUUACUCACUGGAGAUUUUUAAUUGUGAUUUUGAGGAUACAGCUCAGUAUCAUGCAUCGGCAAUGAAUGUAAAGGGAGAGAACUCUUCAUAUGCAUCGCUUGUGGUGAAGAGGUAUAAAGGAGAACUAGAUGUUACACCCUUGAUUCCAAAGGGUGAACCAUUCAGCUUUUCUGUCACUCCAUACGGCUUUGCUACUAAGUUUGAUAUCCAUUUUGUUGAUCCAUUCGGAGUAUCGUUUGGUAGAGAAGGGGAAACAUUGAGUCUUGGUUCCACAGUCAUCGUUCAUCCAACCAUCAAACGCUUCCAGCCACAAAUCCAGUGGUACAGAAAUGGCGUUUUGGUCACACCAUCAAAAUGGGUCAGCACUCACUGGAGUGGAGGACAUGCCACCUUGACUUUAAGGCACCUCAAUAAGGAGGAUGAAGGGUUGUACACUCUGCGAGUUGUCAUGGGAGAAUACUAUGACCAAUACAGUGCCUAUGUAUUUGUCAGAGAUGGUGAACCGGAGGUUGAUGGUGCUCCUUCUGCUCCUCUGGAUGUGGAAUCUCUUGAUGCUAACAAGGACUAUGUAAUUAUCUCUUGGAAGCAGCCUGCAGUUGAUGGUGGGAGUCCAAUUCUGGGAUAUUUUAUUGACAGGUGUGAGGUUGGCACAAGUCAUUGGACUCAGUGUAAUGACACUCCAGUGAAGUUUGCCCGUUUCCCAGUGACUGGUUUGAUUGAAGGAAGAUCAUACAUUUUCCGUGUAAGGGCUGUAAAUAAAACUGGAAUGAGCAGACCUUCUCGUGUGUCCGAGCCAGUGGCAGCUCUCGAUCCAGCAGACAGAGCCAAAUUCAGAAGUCGUCCUUCUGCUCCAUGGACAGGACAAAUCAUUGUAACCGAAGAGGAACCCACAGAAGGAAUUAUUCCUGGGCCACCAUCUCAUCUGACUGUGACAGAAGCCACCAAAAACUAUGUGGUGCUGAGCUGGAAGCCUCCGGAAUUGCGUGGUCAUGAAGGUGUCAUGUACUAUGUAGAAAAGAGUGUCGCAGGCACAGAGAACUGGCAAAGAGUCAACACAGAAAUCCCAGUAAAGUCUCCUAGAUUUGCUCUGUUUGAUCUUGCGGAAGGAAAGUCCUAUAGUUUCAGGGUUCGUUCCUGUAACUCUGCCGGAGUGGGGGAACCUUCGGAGGCAACCGAGUCUACUGUAGUGGGUGACAAGCUUGACAUCCCCAACCCACCAAGUAAUCUUGUACCUACAAGGAACACAGAUACAUCUGUGGUUGUUACAUGGACAGAGUCCAAGGAUGCCAGAGAGCUGGUAGGAUACUACAUUGAGGCUAGCAUUGCAGGAUCCGGCCAGUGGGAACCAUGCAACAACAAUCCAGUGAAAGGCACAAGAUUUAUUUGCCAUGGCCUUCUCACUGGCGAAAAAUACAUUCUCCGAGUCCGAGCUGUAAAUGCCGCUGGUCUUAGUGGCUACUCUUCUGACUCUGAGGCAAUAGAAGUAAAAGCUGCCAUUGGGGGAGGAUUGCCACAUGGUGCGUUCCCUGAACUGAGUGCUUGUGCUGAUGGACUAACAGACUCCCCUGCAUGUCGGGCAGUCAAGCAUGAGUCCACACAGCAGUCCCCCAUCACAGAUGCAUUGCCCAAUAGCAGUGCUAACACCAAAAAUAUCUCACCAAGUAUAUGUGAUAAAGCUGGACCUGCAGGAGUAAGUAAAAUAAGUGCAAGUAAUGAGUCCAUGGCUCCUACAGCUUCGCCACAGGAAGAAGGAGCCGAGUAUGAAACGGUCCCCUCUGCUCCUUAUGACAUCACUGUUCUCGAGAGUGUUCGUGACUCUAUGGUGAUUGGUUGGAAGCUGCCGAAAAUCACUGGAGGUGUGGACAUUCAAGGCUACUACAUCAACUAUCGGGAAGUGGUGAAUGGUGUUCCAGAAAGGUGGAAAGAGGCCAAUGUCAAAGCCAUAACUGACAGGGCCUACAGGGUUCUGAACUUGAAAGAAAACACACUCUAUCAGUACCAAGUAGCUGCCUGCAACAUGGCAGGGGUAGGGACACCUUCCCAACCAAGUAAAUCGUUCAAAUGUGAAGAAUGGACCAUUGCUGUGCCAGGACCACCACAUGAGCUCACUCUCACUGAAGUCAGGAGUAACUCUAUGGUUCUGUUGUGGAGAACUCCAAUCUACACUGGUCGUUCUCCAGUGACCGGCUUUUACGUAGAUGUUAAAGAAGAGAAUGCUCCAGAAGAAACCUGGAGAGGUGUGAAUGAGAAACCAACCUCUAACACAUACAUUAAGAUCGAAAACCUGAAAGAAGGUGCUCACUAUGUGCUGAGAGUGAGAGCUGUGAACCAGGCCGGUGUAGGAAAGUUAUCUGAUGUGACGGAUCCAGUCCUUGCACAAACCAAACCAGGUACCAAGGAGGUAGUUGUGGAGGUGGAUGAUAAUGGAGUCAUUUCACUGAACUUUGAGUGUGAUCAACUUACUCCAGACUCCAAAUUUGUGUGGUCCAAGGAUUAUGAAGCAAUAGGUGAUGAUUCAUCUAGAGUAAAUAUCGAGACCAAAGGGGGCAGGGCAAAGAUCUCUUUUAAAGACCCAUCUGAAGAAGAUAUUGGCAUUUACUCCUGUGCUGUUACUGAGACAGAUGGUGUUUCAUCUAGCUAUACAAUAGAUGAAGAAGAGCUCAAGCGCCUGUUACAGCUCAGCCACGACUGCAAAUACCCAAUUGUUCCUCUGAAGUCUGGCUUGGCUGUAGAGAUCUUAGAAAAGGGACAAGUUCGCUUUUGGAUGCAAGCUGAGAAACUCUCUAGUAAUGCUAAGGCCAACCAUGUGUUCAAUGAUAAGGAGAUUAAACAUGGAGAGAAAUAUAAGAUGAACUUGGAUAGUAAGACUGGCAUCAUAGAGAUGGUUAUGGAGAGCCUUGAGAAUGAGGAUGAAGGGACCUUUACCUUCCAGAUACAAGAUGGAAGGGCAACAAACCAAUCUAGCCUGGUCCUUAUUGGUGAUGUAUUUGAUAAAUUGCAGAGGGAAGCCAGAUUCCAGAGACAUGAAUAUAUCCGGAAACAAGGUCCACAUUUUGUGGAAUAUCUUGCAUGGGAAGUUACUCCGGAAUGCAAUGUUCUGCUAAAGAGUAAGGUUGCUAAUAUGAAGAAUGAUACAAGCAUCACAUGGUAUAAGGAUGGAAUGGAGAUAAUGGUUGAUGAGAAGCAUGACUUUAAGGAUGGUGUAUGCACAUUGCUCAUUACUGAGAUUACUAGGAAAGACGCGGGCAUAUAUGAGUUAAUCCUGAAAGAUGACAGAGGAAAGGAUAAGAGUGUCCUGAAGCUGGUGGAUUCAGCAUUUGAUGAUCUCAUGACCGCAGUCUGCAAAGUGAUUGCUGAGUCUGCAACACAAGUCAAGAUCCAGAGCAAUGAAGAAGGCAUAAGAUUGUAUUCAUUUGUAAACUAUUAUGUGGAAGACCUGAAAGUGAGCUGGGGACACAAUGAGAGUAAGAUAAAGUACACAGAUAGAGUGAAGAGUGGAGUCACUGGAGAGAUGUUAUGGCUACAGAUCAAUGAGCCCACACCAAAUGACAAGGGCAAAUAUGUGUUGGAAAUGUUUGAUGGGAAAAAUACUCACACAAAGGAUUUGGAUCUCUCUGGACAAGCUUACGAUGAGGCCUUUGCUGAAUUCCAGAGAUUGAAGCAAGCUGCAAUAGCAGAAAAGAAUCGCGCCAGAGUGAUAGGAGGAUUGCCAGAUGUUGUUACCAUACAAGAAGGAAAGUCACUUAACCUGACAUGUAACAUCUGGGGUGAUCCAACUCCAGAGGUCACCUGGCUAAAGAACGAGAGGGAACUGACCGGAGAUGACCACUGCAUCCUUAAGUUUGAGUCUGGGAAAUAUGCUAGCUUUACCAUUACCACCGUCUCUACAUCUGACUCUGGCAAAUACUGCAUUCGUGCAAAGAACAAAUAUGGCACUGAAACUAAUGAUUUUACUGUAAGUGUGUUUAAUCCAGAUGGUGAAGAAGUAGUGGUGGAGGAGGCUCAGACUGAUGCUAAGAAAAAAUAAAGGGGAAAAUUUAGGAAGGUAGAAUGAUGUUGAGUGCUAGUAGCGAGUGAAUGGGUCGUUGCUUCUUAAACCCCUCUUAAGACCUCUCAGCAGCCAAAGUUUUCAAGGUACAACAAUGCAAUUCCCUAAUACACAUUAAUAGUGAGUCCUGAGUGGAUGUAGAAAUCCUAAAAAUAUGCACCAUUGGGAGGAAUUAAGAGAUGGUUUUAGAAUUGACGGCCUAGUAGUUGACUCCACUCCUUUAACCUACCUCUUUUCUAGUUUGCAACUUAAUUUACUGGCGCAACUUAAAGUAUAUUAGUCACCUACACACUGUGGUAGCCAUUAUAUAGGCUGAGAUAAUAUUCCUAUCUAUACGCAUACAGCUACUGACUAUUAAUGUCCAUGCUACAAUUGGACAGAACAAAAUGAUUGUCUCAACUUGUAAAAUAACACACUCCAGUGAUGAGGUGAUUGAUAAAGUUUAUGUAUACUGUGAAUCAAAUGACUUAGAGAUAGAUACUAUAUAUAUCAUUAUAAUAAUGGAAGUAUAGUUUCAUAUGUUCCCAUGUUUCUACAUAUAACAUUAGUCUUUCAUUCAUUGUCCAUGUUUACUUAAAUACCUUUGGUAUGAUUACUUAGGCUUCAACUCCUAAAGCAUAAUCAUAGGGAGUUCAACCUAAAAUUAAUAACAAACCUAAGGUAAAAAUAUCUUAUACAAAACAGUGUAAAAAGAUGUCUAUUCUGCUUUUCUCCUAAAGGGAACCCAUCAUGAUGAAAAUACAGUACAAACUGUGGACUGGAUAGAGCUAAGCAGAUUGAUGAUACAUGUUUUUGGGGUAAUAUUCAGUAGAACUAAGCAUUUAUUUAUUUUUAA